AUGGAGGAGCAAAUGCAGCAGUUCAUGCGGCAGUACGAGGCGAUUGAACGCAAGCCCAGGUCGUCUGACGACCCUGUGGACCUGCAGAAGUGGCGCAUCCUCAACCGCCUGCACGACCGCAACGAGACCCUGUAUUACCGGAUCCUGAUGGACAACAUAGAGGAGAUGUCACGCAGCGUGUACACGCCCACCGUGGGCAUGGUGUGCCAGCGCUACGCCUCCCUCUUCCGCCGCCCACGAGGCAUGUACUUCAGCGCGAACGACCAGGGCGAGAUGGCCUCCAUGGUGCACAACUGGCCGUCCGACCAUGUGGAUAUCAUAGUGAUCACGGAUGGCAGCAGGGUGCUGGGAGUGGGCGACUGCGGCGUGCAGGCCGUGUCGGCGCCAGUGGGGAAGCUGGACAUGUACGUCGCUGCUGCUGGCAUCAACCCCAACCGGGUGCUGCCUGUAGUCUUCGAUGUGGGUACCAACAACAGCGAGCUCAUGAAGGACCCACUCUACCUGGGCCUGCGCCAUCCGCGCAUAGACGGCGAGGACUAUCUGGAGCUCAUAGACGAGUUCAUGGAGGCAGUUACCGCCCGCUGGCCUAACGUUAUUGUCCAGUUCGAGGACAUGGAGCGCAAGUGGGCGCACGUGCUGAUGGACCGCUACAGGCACCAGUACCGCACGUUCAAUGAUGACAUUCAGGGCACGGGGGGCCUGGCUGUGGCAGCGGUGACCAACGUGCUGAGGGCGCAGGAGCUGCCUCCUAGUGAACUGGCCAACUGCAAAAUGGUUGUGACCGGUGCUGGCAGUGCGGUGCAGGGCAUGCUGGUAGCACUUCAAAAGGCGAUGGUGGCACAUCUGGGGGAGAGCAAGCACAAUUACGUGCAGGCGGCUCGCAACUUCUGGAUCGUGGAUAACAAGGGCCUGAUGACCGAAGCGCGGGGAGCCGUACCCAACCAGCUACGGCCCUUCCUGCGGCCGGCAGCAGAGGCACGGGAGGAGGGGGGGCUGCAGGAGGGGGCGCACCUGGCAGCGGUGAUCAAGGCAGUGCAGCCACACGUUCUGUUUGGGCUGUCGGGCAAGCACCACCUGUUUGACAAGGAUGUGCUGAGAGCUGUGAAGAACAGUGGAGUACCCCGCCCCGCCAUCCUUCCCCUCUCCUGUCCUGCCAACCACUCAGAGUGCACGGCACAGCAGGCCUUCGAAGCCGUGGGUCCCAACGCCCUCUUCCUCUCUGGAGUCAGCUACCCUUCUGUCCGCUUCCCGGAUGGCAAGAUUGGCCAUUCCACCCAGGGCAACCACAUCUUCCUCUUUCCAGGCAUUGCGGCCGGAGCACUGAUAUCGGGCGCUCGCCUGGUGUCUGAAGGAAUGAUCCACGCGGCAGCCAACGAGGUGGCGCACUAUAUUCCAGACGAUGACGUCAAGAAGGGGAUUCUCUUCCCGUCGCUAUCCAGCAUCCGUGACAUCACAUCACACGUCGCAGUGGCUGUGGCUCGCAAGGCAGCAGAGGAGGGAUUGGCUGAGGGCAUUCCCAGCCUGCAUUCCGAUCAGCUGCUGACGCUUUCCAAGGAGGGUUUAAGGAAACAGGUGGAGAAGCGCACAUGGGUACCCGCGUACUCUCCACUCAUUUUUGGGGCGGAUUUGGCUAGAUAG
Molecule: messenger RNA, 1638 nt
Organism: Closterium sp. Naga37s-1
Lineage: Eukaryota; Viridiplantae; Streptophyta; Zygnematophyceae; Desmidiales; Closteriaceae
Source: the annotation of a GenBank genome assembly